Molecule: messenger RNA, 939 nt
Organism: Penicillium pulvis
Lineage: Eukaryota; Fungi; Ascomycota; Eurotiomycetes; Eurotiales; Aspergillaceae
Product: LysM peptidoglycan-binding domain-containing protein
Exons: 6
Coding region: 1-939 (312 amino acids)
Source: RefSeq, a predicted model, not a curated record
AUGGAAAUGAGGGUUGCAGUGGAACUUCCGACGAGAGCAGAUAAUGGGACUAGCUACACGGAAUCCCUCCGGUUAGCGUUCUUUGAGGCUACGGCCGGUAUCGGCAUCGCUUUCAGCGGUGGACGAACGGGGGGAACAGCCACGGGCACAACCGAUCCCAAUGUUGCUGCUGGAUGCGAUUAUUGGGCAAACAACAUUGCAUCUAGUGAUACCUGUGCUUCCGUGGAGAGUUACUUUGGCAUCACUAACCCCUCCCUGUCGAGCACCGACUGCACGCUCGUUGUCGGCUACUCGUACUGCGUCGAGGCUCCUGCUGUUGCCACCACUACGAAAACAACUUCCAAGACCACAACCUCCACUACUACGCAUCAUUCCACCUGUAAUAAAUACUAUGACGUGGCCGAAGGCGACACAUGUGCGACUAUCGCCAAUGCCAACAGCAUCACAUUAGCCAACUUCUACCUCUGGAAUCCAGCUGUCGAUUCUUGUUCCUCCCUCUGGCUGGGCUACUAUGUCUGCGUUGGUGUAUCUGCAACGACCGCAACCACGACAGGACCCUCCCCGACCCAAACAGGCAUCACCUCUGACUGCACGGCCUACUACCAGGCCAAGUCUGGCGAUACCUGCGCCGCGAUCGUGACCGGCUACUACUCAUACCUAACCGUAGCCCAGUUUGAAGCGUUUAAUCCUGCUGUCGGGCUGUCAUGCACGAACCUUCUCGCAGGCUACUACUACUGCGUGGCUACUUCGACCGUAGAGCCGGAGCCGGGGGUUAUUAGCACCUGCAAGGCUUACCAUCUGGUUGUUAGUGGUGACUCGUGCUAUUCAAUUGAGCAGCAGUACGGUAUUACUGCUGCCCACUUUGUCGCAUGGAAUAGUGGAAUUGGAAGCAGUUGUUCUUCUCUCUGGGCUGGGUAUUAUGUUUGUGUGGGUGUUUAA